UGGUCCCCCCUCGCGAGUUGAAGCAGCUGGGGAGGCGGCGCGGCGCGGCCAAAGAGGAGGAGGCGACCCUGGGCGGGCCCCUCCUUUAUCCACCACCGCCACUGCCGCCGACCUGACUGGGUUGCCAUCACUGCAGCGGGGGUCUGCCAUCGCCGUCGCUUCUUCAUCCUCCGUUCUUCGCUCUUUCUGGAGCUCUCAGCUCGCGUCGCCGUCCAGCUGCCCCGGCAGAUGCAGGCGGGAGAGCGCACGAUGCGGGCGGUCCUUGCCCUGCUUGCUCUGGUCGGUAGCCUGCUCCUCUUCCUGUGCUUGGCGCGGCUCCCGGCCGACGGCGCCGGGGGCGCAAGUGGCUGGGACAUGGAGGGCAGAGCUGCGACGGACUACACCCCCAGAGUGAUGAGGUACCUUCGGUCCCCCGCGAAUGUCCAUCUGGUCGCUCCUGCGGCCCUCAACAGACCAAUUCUUAAUACAGCCAGAGUGCAGAAAUCUGAGCAAGCCGCAAAAUGCAAGGAUAUAUGGAGUAACAAUUGGUCAUCAUCGAUCAAGAAGAAAAGAUAUUCUGAAGAUUAUUAUUUGCAAAUAGUUGGUAAACUACAGAACUGUACCUGGAAUAGAAGGCCACAAGAAUAUGCCAAAUUCAGGGCAGAGCUUGCUUCAUGCUGCGAUGCUAUGCAUAAUUUUAUUGCUUCUCAAAAAAAUACCCCAUUGGGAAGCAACAUGACUUAUGAAGUGGACAAUAAAAAAACCAUCCACAUUACAGAGGACAUAUUCCAGAUGUUACCAGAGUCUCAACCCCUGGAUUUUCCUUUCAAGCAGUGUGCAGUUGUUGGAAAUGGAGGAAAUCUUAAGAGUUCCAAUUGUGGAGCUGAAAUUGAUAAAUCUGACUUUGUGUUUCGGUGCAAUCUUCCCCCAACCAGCGGAAGUGUCAGUCAAGAUGUUGGCAAUAAGACAAACCUUGUAACUGUUAACCCAAGUAUUAUAGCUCAGAAAUAUAACAAACUGAAUGACCAGAAGGCCACCUUCCUGGAAAACAUUUCAAGUUAUGGAGAAGCUUUCCUCCUACUACCCGCUUUUUCCUUUAGAAGCAACACAGCAGCAUCUUUCAAAGUGCAUCACACCCUGAAAGAGUUCAGUGCGAAGCAGAAGGCUAUAUUUUUCUACCCGAGGUAUCUCAAAAGUCUUGCCCAGUUCUGGAGAACUAAGGGUGUCAAAGCCUACCGACUGUCUUCCGGCUUCAUGAUCACCAGCGCAGCAAUGGAACUCUGUGAGAAUGUGAAGCUGUAUGGUUUUUGGCCUUUCUCCAAAAGCAUAGCAGGUAUUCCCAUAAAUCAUCACUACUAUGACAACCAACUUCCAAAGCCAGGUUUCCAUGCCAUGCCCAAAGAGUAUAACCAGAUACUCCAGCUCCAUGGAAGAGGUAUCCUGAAGUUGCAAUUUGGCAAAUGUUUGACAGAGUAGCCCAAGGUAUGUUUUUGCUUCAGAAUGGAGGAAACCUCUGUGAAGGCCAUGCAUUCCUAUUUUGAUAGCCGGGAAGACAGUAUAUGAUAGGUGAUGCCAGAAAUGUUGGAUGCUGGAACUCAAACUGGGUUGUAAAACCUCUUUUCUCUCUGUCUUUCUGAAACUCUUUUUCUUUCUUUCUUUGUGACAGUCAAUCUGUUUAUAGCAUUCCAUUCCCUGAUUCACUCUAUUUUACCCGCUUGACAUUUCCCAAAAUUAUUGUCUAUAAAGGGCUUUUGAAAUGAAGACACCUGCACAGAGUUACGGUGAGAACCAGAGGGUGCAUUAGGAUCAUAGGUUUGUCAUUUUUACUUUCAAUAAAAGAGAAUAUUUAUAGCUCAGGGUUGAACUGUGGAGUCCUUGGUGCUCUCUGAGUCUGGUUGUUUUCUUGCAGAUGUUUCAUUAGCCAACUAAAUAAAAUCAUUGGUGACUCACAUUGAUUAUAUUAGCUAGGCAGGUAAUGAAAUGUUUGCACGCAAAUAACCAGACUUGCAGAGCACUAAGAGCUCCACAUCUUUGUUUUUUUGAGUAUCUAGUAAUUAAUUAAACAGCAAUGGCUUCAUGUUUUAUAGCUGGGGAGGACAAUCUGUAACCCAUAAUCACAUGCUAUCCUCAAAACCAAUCUUCUAUGAUUGAAGUCGAUUGCUUAGUUUGUUGUUAGUUGGAGAUAAGAGAUGCAUAAAACUUGUAAAAGAAACCCUAAAAUAUUUUUAAAAAUAGUAGAUCUUAAUCCUGCCCAGGGUUAAAUAGGGCCACUACAUGAUCAUUGAACGCCCAUAUACUUGAAGCUGCUCCAGAAAUGUUAUUUGACUCCACCACUUUAGAGUGCCUCUGACAACAGUGUUAUUACUUGUGAAUUUUCCUGGGUAUCCUUAACUAAAAUUAUAAUUUUAAUUUUGCUGUGUGCCAUGUGGACAUGAUACUUCCUUGUAGAGGGAACCUUGGAGAUAAAUAAAUGAAGUCUCGCUAGAUCAGAAUCAUUCUAUUAAAUGUGGUCCUUGUUCCCUACAAAGAUCAGCAAGCACGUAAAUUAAAGUUUAUUUCAUAAUAUAUCUAAAAACGUGCAUGAUGUAUGCAAAGAUCUUUGAAAAACAAGAACUUGCAGACUUAACAUAUGAACUUCCAGCCAUGGAUUUGAUACUAGGGGAGAUAUUGGCUUAGAAUGAACAAUGUUUAAAUUUUUUAAAUCAUUAACCUUUAGGUUAAAAGAGAAGCUAUGUAGCUUUUUAUUGAGUUUUCCAAGGAAAGUAUUGUUUUGAUGAUAUUCUCAUGGAGGAGGUCUGAACUUUUUGUAUUUAUUUGAUAUGUAAGGAAUUUCAAGGUACUCUUAUCUUUCACUGGACAAUUAUUUCUCCAUCAAUAUUCAGCCUUUUUCUCUUUAUUGAAUCCCAGAGUAAAACGUCAUGACACAGAGUCCCACUGCAAUCUGUUGUUGGAUUUGAUCAAGUCUCAAAUGAUUAAUUUUUGCAAGCAUAACUACAAACCAUUUUGUACUUAAGUAUGGCAUUAUAAAAGUAAAUGUGUGCCAUUGUAAAUGGUUGUAAUCUACUUUUUUACAUAGAUUACAUUUUCAAAGCUCAGAAUGUUCACUAAGAAGACACAAUCUCAGGAUGAAAGUGGUAUUUAUGUAGCUAUUGCAUGCUUAGUUGAUAUUGUUAUAAACAUAUUUAUUGUUUUCUUACUGCAAUCUAAAAUAGUAGAGCACUGUCUGUCUAGCAUCUGGAAAUAUUACUGAACCUUUUCUAGUGUGCAAAGAGUUAUACACGGACUAUUUUCAAAUGUAAGCCUUUCUCUGCAUUUUGCCACUGCUUUCUUGUUUUUGUUACUUGUGGAACAUCAAUGUAGCAUCCAGUUUAUUUCUGUUAAGUAUUGAAUUGCCAAAAAGUGCAACCCUCUGCAAUCUUUUCACACCUGUGGGCAGGUAACGUGUACUGAAUCUUCUGCAUAUUUGUCUUGUCCAUCUCUUCUACAGAUUCUUCUUUUAUACUCAUUAAAAUAAUAAUGAUUAAGAGCAGGCAAGCAAUUUUUAAAAAUAUUCCAACAUGCCUUAUACAAUCAAAUACUCCAAGAAUUAACACUCCUUGUCUCAUUCUCCAGUUAUAAUAUCAAAAAUUACAUAUUCCUGUAUUUUGUAACAAAGAUAAAAUUAUACUUUUAAGUGUGAGGCUAAAGAAUGGAAUUCAUGAGAUCAGAGUAGUGUGAAAAAAGAAAAAAAUCGCUUGGCAGUAUAUACUGACAAUGUGCUUUGCACACCCAUUUUCCAAUCUCAUAAUACUUUUCUGGUAUGGGCAGAAUAUAUUUCUAAUUGAUGUAUGUUUUACAGAUAAUCAUCUGGACUCUGAUAUUUAAUUCUUAAUGUGUGUUUCAUUAAAAUACUAUUAGAAUUAAAUUAUUAACAAGUCUUGAUUAAAUUUUCUUUUCUUAACAACAUGGAACAAGGGAGAACAAGUUAUAUCAUGCAUUCCAAUAAAAAAUGGGAUAUGCCUCUUGGGCAACAUUUUCAGACCCAUUGAUGGCAUUCAUUAACCAAAUGAGGCACUUGUCUAUAAAAAUUGGAAAAAUAAAUAACUUUUUGGAUUUGACUUUCUCCAGAAAUGAAAGACAGAGCAAAUAUUCUACUGAGCAUUAGACACUGAAAUUUUCCUUAAUUUUGACCACUUAGUGAACAAAGCUGAUGGUAUCCGAUCUAGGUCAAUCUAUUUAUGAAAAGCAUAUCUAGUUUUGGUAAAUCUCUCUCAUAUAGAUUUUUCAUAGCAAAAAAGCAGAAACUACAUAUGUUCUCAAUCUUGCACAAAGAUACCACUAGGAGAAUACAGAAUAAUAGAGUUGGAAGAGACCUUGGAGGUCUUCUUGUCCAAGCCGAAGCCCAAGCAGAAGAGCCCAUAUUGUUCCAGACAAAUGGUUGUCUAAUUUAUUAAAAACCUCCCAGUAGUGGAACCCCCACAACAUCUGAAGGCAAAUUGUUUACACUGUGAGAAAAAAUUUCCUUGGUUCGAGGUUGGAUCUCUCUUUGAUAAGUUUCCAUGUGUUAUUUCUUGUCUUG
Messenger RNA from Thamnophis sirtalis, 4537 nucleotides. It is a transcript of the gene ST8SIA6, whose product is annotated as ST8 alpha-N-acetyl-neuraminide alpha-2,8-sialyltransferase 6. The record is from RefSeq and is a predicted model, not a curated record. Gene Ontology annotation, molecular function: alpha-N-acetylneuraminate alpha-2,8-sialyltransferase activity. NCBI's taxonomy places the organism in Eukaryota, Metazoa, Chordata, Lepidosauria, Squamata, Natricidae. Gene Ontology annotation, biological process: oligosaccharide metabolic process; N-glycan processing.